ACACAACACAACACAACUCAAAGUCAUCUUCUUUAAAAACCCCCCACAAGAAGUCCAUGACAUGAAGAAGAAGAAGAAGAAGAAGAAGAAGGAGAAGGAGGAGGAGAGUAGAAGUUAGAGAUAUAGAGAAAAAGAGGGGAAGUAAUGGAAGGGUUGGGAGUGGUAUUGGAAGGGAAGGGGAUGACAAAAGGAGGUCAAAUACUAAACAAGGUGAUAAACAUGAAGAAGUACACAAAAAUGUUAACAAGUAGUAGUGAUAAUAUUGAACAUGAAGCCUCCUCCUCCAUCAACAUCAACAUGACCUCUUUCCUUCAAUCUUGCUUUCUCUGCCACCGUCCUCUUUCUCAUUCCAAAGACAUUUAUAUGUACAGGGGUGACAGGGCAUUCUGCAGUGAGGAAUGCAGAUGCAUGCAAAUAAGAAUGGAUGAGGAGAUGGCUCUGGCAUUGGCUUCCGGUGGCGCCGCCGCCGGCCGGCUAGGAAAGAAGGCCUGUGGUUUUGUUAAACAUUAACAAAGAGAAAGAGGACAAGAGGGAAUAUGGCCCAUGGUUUUGAAAGGGAAGACAGUACUGCUGCUGGUUUUCAUGCUUAGUGUUUUUUGACCAAAAUAACCUUGAAAUAAUAAAUGCCAAUGGAUAUGUGAACGGUAAUAUUAGGGUGUUUUGGUCCUUUUAUCUUGUUAUCAUUUGUUCUCAUUAUUGGCUUAUUUAAUGCUUCCGCUUCGAAUAGAUCAACAAGUAUUGGACAAGUACAUGGAUAUGAAGCAUCUUUUCUUUUCUUUUCUUUUUUUUCUCUUUUUUUUUAAUUUCC
Dioscorea cayenensis subsp. rotundata (Guinea yam) is the source of this 808-nucleotide messenger RNA. Its product is annotated as FCS-Like Zinc finger 15-like. The record is from RefSeq and is a predicted model, not a curated record. Bases 145 to 510 code for a protein of 121 amino acids. Lineage: Eukaryota; Viridiplantae; Streptophyta; Magnoliopsida; Dioscoreales; Dioscoreaceae. The transcript has 2 exons.